GCCGCGUCUCCUACCGCCGGCGAGCUGCCGCUCCUACCGCCGGAGAUGGACUUGGACAGGGAAGAGGACUUAGAGGAGGAAAUCGAUUGGGAAUUGAUAGCUCUUCAGCUGGAUGAAGAUUCAGAGGCAGAGAAGGAGAGGAAUUUAGAGGAAGAAUCAGAGGAGGAGGCGACGGCCACGGCGACAGCGACGCAACAGCAGGCACAAUCAAAUGUUAAUGAAGAAUUCGAUCUAGCAAAUGUUGUUUCUGAUCCUGGAAUGCGGAGACCAAUUGAUGAUUAUCCAACCCCAGAAUUAAGAGAUAAGAUGAGAUGGGCAUAUUUAUGUAGAGGACGAAAUCGUUUGGAUGGUCACAAAUUCCACAAAACAAAAUUUGGUCCACAUUACAGGUCAUUUUUAGCUAAAUGGUAUGACCAAUAUGACUGGUUAGAGUACAGUGUAGAGAAGGAUGCAGCAUAUUGUUUUCACUGUUUUCUUUUCAAGUCUUCAAGCAUUUCUUCACAUUAUGGGCAUGAUGCUUUCACAAAGAAUGGAUUUAAAUGUUGGAAAAAGGGACCAGAACAAUUCAAGAAACAUGUAGGUAAUGCAAGCAGCAUUCACAACAAUGCAAGAAAUAGCUGUGAAGAUUUCAGAAACAAGAAGCAAAGUGUGGCAUAUGCUUUGGCUUGUUAUGAGGAGAAAUCUCAUAUUGACUAUGAAACUCGUUUGAGGGCUGUGGUAGGCAUUGUCAGGUUUCUUAUGGAUCAAGGUCUGGCUUUUCGUGGACACGAUGAGUCUAGCACUUCCCGGAACAAGGGUAAUUUUCUUGAGUUGCUAGAGUGGUAUGGCGCAAGAUGCAAGGAAGUGGCGGAUGUCAUAAAUGAAAAUGCUCCUGGAAAUUGUCAAUUGACAUCUCAUGAAAUCCAACAAGAUAUAUCACAGGCAUGCGCAGAAGAGACUACAAAAAUCAUAAUGAGUGAGCUUGGGAAUGCUGGUUUCUCUCUACUUGUUGAUGAGUCUCGUGAUGCAUCGGUCAAGGAGCAAAUGGCUGUGAUGAUCAGGUUUGUGAACAAAAAAGGAGCGGUUUUGGAAAGAUUGCUUGGUGUUAAGCAUGUACUUGACACUAGAUCAGCUUCUUUGAAAAGUUCUUUGGAUGCAAUGUUUGAAAAACAUAAUUUGACAAUGUCUAGAUUAAGAGGACAAGGAUAUGAUAGUGCAUCUAAUAUGCGUGGGCAGCUGCAUGGUUUAAAAACUUUGGUGUUGGCUGACAACCCUCAUGCUUUUUAUGUGCAUUGUUUUGCCCACCAACUUCAGUUGGUGGUUGUGGCUGUUGUGAAAGGAGUUCUAGCUGUUGGUGAUUUUUUUGGUCACUUAAAUAAGAUUGUCAACAUGGUGAGUGCCUCUUGUAAGAAGAAAGAUGCAUUGUUGCAAAAGCAUCAUGACCAUAUGGUAUCACUGCUAGAGAAUGGAGAGAUAACAACAGGAAGAGGCCAGCAUCAAGAGACAAGUUUAGCAAGACCAGGUGAUACACGUUGGGGCUCACACCAUAGAACUCUUGUCCGGAUUCUUCAAAUGUGGGAUUCAGUGAUUUCAGUCCUGGAUAGUAUUUCUCAUGAUGGGACAGAUGCCGAGGAGAGAGGUUUGGCUUCAGGUUAUAUGAUAAACAUGGAAACCUUUGAGUUUGUUAUUAUCUUGCAUUUGAUGCUUCGAGUGCUUGGUAUAACAAAUGAUCUGUCACAUGCUUUGCAACAAAAGGAUCAGAACAUUGUGUGUGCCAUGAAUAUGAUUGUCUCGGUGAAGUGUCUAUUGCAGAAAAUGAGAGAUGAUGGAUGGGAGCCUGUAUUGCUUGCUGCUACUAAUUUCUGUAGGGGAAGAAAUAUUGCAGUGCCGAAUAUGGAUGACAAUGUGUAUGCUAGAGGUUAUCCAAGGAGCUCACGCAAGAUGGUUACUUGCUUACAUCAUUACAAGGUACAAAUAUUCAAUGAGGUGCUUGAUAGAAACAUAGCUGAGAUGAACAACAGGUUUGGUGAAACUGCUACACGCCUAUUAAGGUGCAUUGCAUGCCUUGAUCCUAGAGACUCAUUUAGCAGAUUUGAUAAUGAAAAGCUAGUUGAACUUGCAACUAUGUAUUCGGUUGAUUUCUCUUCUCAUGAUUGCUAUGUCUUAAGUGACCAACUCAACAUAUACAUUGAUGUCAUGAAGAGAAGUCCUGAGUUUCUAGCUUGUGAUACUCUGAGUGGUCUUGCUAUCAAAUUGGUUCAAACUGGACAUCAUUUGACCUUUCCAUUGGUAUAUCAUCUGAUUACUCUUGCAUUGACAUUGCCUGUGGCAACAGCAUCAGUUGAGAGAGUUUUUUCAGCCAUGAACAUUAUAAAGACUGAUCGCAGAAACAGGAUUGGUGAUGACUGGCUCAAUGAUUUGAUGAUUUGUUAUGUUGAGAAACAGAUAUUUGCAAAAGUUCAUGACAAUCAGAUUAUGCUCCGCUUCCAUUCAUACAAGGACCGUCGAGGUCAUCUACCUCAACAUUUUAGCCUUCCUAGCUUCAACAUAACUUAGUGGUAUGCUACAUUUCCUCCAUUUCUACGUAUU
This is a messenger RNA of Lolium perenne, 2568 nucleotides long. RefSeq lists its product as uncharacterized. The record is from RefSeq and is a predicted model, not a curated record. Gene Ontology annotation, molecular function: protein dimerization activity. Lineage: Eukaryota; Viridiplantae; Streptophyta; Magnoliopsida; Poales; Poaceae.